Molecule: messenger RNA, 453 nt
Organism: Zerene cesonia (dogface butterfly)
Lineage: Eukaryota; Metazoa; Arthropoda; Insecta; Lepidoptera; Pieridae
Exons: 3
Molecular function (GO): protein binding
Source: RefSeq, a predicted model, not a curated record
UUACCAGAUGAGAUAUGGAAGCCGCGCAUGAACCAAUCCUGGGUUGACCGAUUCAAGCGGCCCUUCCACCCGGCGUGGAUGGACUGGUGCGAGCCCUACCACUGCAACGAUUACCACAGGAUCGUCUGCGGCUUGAACAGGAAGAGCGAUAGGUUCAAAUGGUUCCAGAGCGGAUGCCAUCUGAUCUUGAACAACCUGUGCGCCCACUAUCGCGGCAGUUUGAAAUAUGACAUAGUGGAAAAUAAAUAUUGUUCUCUGUAUGUGAUGUUCCUACGAAUGGGCUGCCCGUCUGAAUGUCCCCUUAAUCUGGAGCCGGUGUGUGGCGUUAGCCUUAUCGAUAACCAUGUUGUGCUGUUCCGAAAUCGAUGCGAUUUUAAACGGAGGAACUGUGAGGGAAGCAUUUUGGAAGAGUACGAAGAAGUUGACAUUAAAAAGUGCUUGGAUCUGAUUUAA